Sclerotinia sclerotiorum 1980 UF-70 is the source of this 930-nucleotide messenger RNA. RefSeq names its product ribosome biogenesis protein BRX1. Gene Ontology annotation, cellular component: nucleolus. The record is from RefSeq and is a predicted model, not a curated record. The transcript is spliced from 3 exons. Gene Ontology annotation, molecular function: rRNA binding. Bases 1 to 930 code for a protein of 309 amino acids. Gene Ontology annotation, biological process: rRNA processing; ribosomal large subunit assembly. NCBI's taxonomy places the organism in Eukaryota, Fungi, Ascomycota, Leotiomycetes, Helotiales, Sclerotiniaceae.
AUGGCUUCUGUUUACAAGUCAUUAUCAAAGACCUCUGGUCAUAAAGAAGAAACCCCGACUGGUGUCAAGAAAAACAAGCAAAGAGUUUUGAUCUUGUCUUCAAGAGGAAUAACUUACAGACAUCGACAUCUCCUCAAUGACCUUGCGUCCCUACUUCCCCACGGUAGGAAAGAUGCGAAACUCGAUACCAAGUCAAAGCUUUAUCAAUUGAAUGAAUUGGCAGAAUUAUAUAACUGUAAUAAUGUAUUUUUCUUCGAGGCAAGAAAAGGAAAGGAUCUUUACCUGUGGAUGAGCAAAGCACCCAAUGGGCCCACCGUGAAGAUGCAUAUGCAAAAUUUACACACCAUGGAAGAGCUCCAUUUCACAGGAAACUGUCUCAAAGGUUCCAGACCCAUCCUCUCUUUCGAUGCCUCUUUCGACAAGGAACCUCACCUCCGUGUACUGAAAGAACUCUUUCUCCACAUCUUCGGCGUGCCAAAGGGUGCUAGGAAAUCGAAACCUUUUGUCGAUCAUGUCAUGGGAUUUACUUUGGCAGAUGGCAAAAUCUGGAUUCGAAACUACCAGAUCAGCGAGACAGAACCAUCGAGAGUCAAAGGUGCUGAAGAAGAAACUCCUACAAAAUCCAAAUCGAAAAAUUCGGGAAACAAGGAGACAGAAUGUAGCUUGGUGGAAAUUGGACCAAGAUUUGUAUUGACGCCCAUCGUCAUUCAAGAGGGAAGUUUUGGUGGACCGAUAAUCUACGAGAACAAAGAGUUUGUGUCCCCUAAUCAAGUCAGAAGCGAGAUCAGAAAGAAGAAGGCAGGGAGAUACAAUGCGAGGGCAGAACAGGGUAUCGAGAGACUGGCAAAGAAGGGUGAAUUGGGACUCAGAACAAAUGGAGGAAGACAGGCGCCAAAGGAUGCCCUGGAUAAUGCUGAGUUGUUUGCUUAG